AUGUCCCAACCCACAGAAACUUCCCCUACCAUCCUUCUCUUCGCCCGAGGCACUCUUGCCCUGCUCGACCUCUGGCCUGCCCUUACUAUUGCCGUCGCCGAGGAAUGGGGAGGCUCCGAGUCUGCAGACAAGAAGACUUGGAUCGCAUCCACCCUCAUUGACGAGUUUGAAUCUCGUGCCACCUACCUCCCUGCCGACCCUGCCACACCAGCGGCCGCUCCUACGGUUGACCCGAACGAUGCCAACGACCCUCCUCUCGACCAAGACGACCUCAUCGACCUCCUCACUCAAAUUAUGGAGGAUGAGUUUGAGGCUAGGCUGGAGGAUGGGUCUAUCGAGUCGGUGGCUUCUGACCUUACGAGGUUGUGGAAGCAUGUCUUGACAGAAGCCAACCCCGAGGCUAUCGUGUCGACGUUGGAGAACAAGGCGAGGGAGGUCAGGAAGUCGGGUGUGCAGGCGUCCAAGGGGGCUGCUGCUGAAGAGGACGAUUCGUCGAGUGGAGAGGACGAGGAUGAUAUGGAGGUGGAUGGAGAUCAGGCGCCCCAGCUGGAGGCUAGCGAGCCUAGGAGAGAGAGACAGGAGCCCGUUGUGGAUGAAGAUGGAUUUGAGAUGGUGCAGAAGGGGCGUAGACGGUAG
Messenger RNA from Cryptococcus wingfieldii CBS 7118, 636 nucleotides. RefSeq names its product pre-rRNA-processing protein TSR2. Gene Ontology annotation, cellular component: nucleus. NCBI's taxonomy places the organism in Eukaryota, Fungi, Basidiomycota, Tremellomycetes, Tremellales, Cryptococcaceae. The record is from RefSeq and is a predicted model, not a curated record. The transcript has a single exon. Bases 1 to 636 code for a protein of 211 amino acids. Gene Ontology annotation, biological process: maturation of SSU-rRNA from tricistronic rRNA transcript (SSU-rRNA, 5.8S rRNA, LSU-rRNA).